AUGGUUUUUUCAACUUUAUUUGAUGUCAUCCCUUAUCAAAUAUUACUAGCAAUUUUUAAAUUACUAUCAAAUGAUAAACUAUUGUUGUUAUCUUUGGUUGAGAGUCAUCAUGGUUUUAUAUCAACACUAGUUGAUUCUUUAUUAUUUAAAAAUGUGAUUAUAUUGCCUGGUUAUCUUCCUAAUAAGAUCACGAUCAAUAAUUAUAUCCCUUAUGAAAAUUUAAAUUCCAAUUCAAAGUUGAAUAAUAAUUAUAUAAUUAAUCAAAACAAUCAGAAUAAGAAUAUUAUUAAUCAAAGUUUAUUUAAAAUUAGAUUUAACGAUUUGUUUAAAAACUCUUACUUGAAUGAGAAAAUAUUAAAUUUUGCUAAAUUUGUGAAUUUUUUAUUUAAAAAUGACGAUUUCAUUGAUUAUAAAAUGACUGAUUUUUUUAAUUUCUAUAACAAAAAUUUCCAAGACAAUAACUGUUUACUAAAAUUCAAUAAUUUAAAAGCAAUCAAGAUUAAUUAUUUAGAGAACAGAUUAUUGUAUUUUAAUAUUGACGAAUACAUUAAUUUUUUUUUUCAUUAUUUGAAAAAACUUUAUCCAAAUGAUUCUUUCAUUUUCUCAAAACAGAUUAUUUAUGGCUCUUUUAAAUUCGACAAUUUAAACCUAAACCCCAAUGAAAUUAAAAACUUGAACACUCUAACAAUUUCUUCUCAUUCAAAAUUCUUUAAUAAUUAUUAUAGUUACAGUGAUCGCUGUAAUUUUAAUGAAUUUCAUGAAUUAAAUGAUUAUAAUCACUAUUAUAAUAACAACAAUUACCGAAAUGUUUUUCAAAAUAUAAACCAAUUAACUAAUUUAAAUUAUCUCAAUAUUAGUAAUAACUAUAAAAUUGAUAAAAUUGAAAACUUAAAUAACUUGGUCAAUUUAAGAGUACUAAUCUUGAAAUUCAACAAUAUAUUAAGAAUUGAAAACAUUGAAAAUUUACACAAUUUAAAAAUUCUAAAUCUAAAGGGAAAUAGAAUUAUCAAUAUCGGCAAUUUACAAAACUUGAAAAACUUACAAAUUCUAAAUUUAUCUCUUAAUAGGAUUCCUGAAUUAAAUCAAAAUUUGCUCAACUUGACUAAUUUGAAAAUUUUCAAUAUUUCAAAUAAUCUAAUUUAUAAAAUUGAAAACAUUAACAAUUUUCAAAAGUUAAUCGAACUAGAUUUAUCUGAUAACAAAAUCAAUUUUGUUCAAAAUCUAGACAAUUUAAAAUGUUUACAAAAAUUGAAUCUAAAAGGAAAUUACAUAUCGCAAUUAGAUAUGAGUGAUUUCAAAGAUUUCAAAAAUUUAAAAGAAAUAAAUCUAAAAUUCAAUCGACUCAAUAGACUUUAUCAUUCUAAUAAAUCUCGCAGCUUUGAAAAAUCAAAUCAGCUCAAAAAAAUCUCAAUACUAUAUUAA
This is a messenger RNA of Ascoidea rubescens DSM 1968, 1422 nucleotides long. RefSeq names its product L domain-like protein. The transcript has a single exon. The record is from RefSeq and is a predicted model, not a curated record. Gene Ontology annotation, molecular function: protein binding. NCBI's taxonomy places the organism in Eukaryota, Fungi, Ascomycota, Saccharomycetes, Ascoideales, Ascoideaceae. The coding region runs from base 1 to 1422 and encodes 473 amino acids.